GUAGCGAAUGCCACGUACUGACUGACGUUGAAAGUGUGGAGGACGCUUCCUGAUGCUGGCCCGGUUCUGGCUAGGCUAGCUAACUGGUUUGAUUGUCACGGUUUGGGGUGAACCUGUGAAACACGGCGCGGUCAAGUUGUCACCUUCAGACUACCUCUCCUCUGACUGUAAAGCGGUGGGAGCACAACAGGUUGGACUGUACCAUGAACGGCCAGCUGGACCUGAGUGGGAAGCUGAUCAUCAAAGCCCAGUUGGGCGACGACAUCAGACGCAUUCCUAUCCACAAUGAAGACAUCACUUAUGAUGAGCUGGUGCUGAUGAUGCAGCGUGUUUUCAGGGGCAAGCUGCAGAGUAAUGAUGAAGUUACCAUCAAAUAUAAGGAUGAGGAUGAUGACCUCAUCACCAUCUUUGACAGCUCCGACCUCUCCUUUGCCAUCCAGUGUAGUAGAAUACUCAAACUGACUCUGUUUGUGAAUGGUCAGCCGCGGCCCUUGGAGUCCAGCCAGGUGAAGUACCUGCGCAGGGAGCUCAUAGAGCUUAGGAAUAAAGUCAACAACCUCCUGGACAGUUUGGAGCCCCCCACAGAGCCUGGACUGGCUGCUACAGCACGAGAAAGUGAAUCGGUUGAUGGACGUGAAGGAAAAGUUGUGGCAGGAGAUCCCACAUUGAAACAGGCCACUCCAGUCAGUGCGGCAAGCAUGUCGGCCUUUGACCCACUGAAAAACCAGGACGAGGUCAACAAAAAUGUCAUCUCUGCUUUUGGCCUCAGUGACGAUCAGACCCAAGCCCCUUCUGCAAUUGCAGCAGAGGAGCGCUCAGGAACUCCUGAUAGCAUCGCCUCCUCCUCAUCUGCGGCCCCUCAGCCAGGAGUACCCCCCCAACCACAGGCUCCUUAUGCUGGAGUACAGCAGGGACCCCCAGCUGGCAUUGAUGGUCAGGUGUACCAGCAGUACCAGGCCCCAGGUGGAUACCAGCAACCAGGUGCCCCACCCCAGCAGCAGCAGCAGCAGUAUGGUAUGCAGUACCCUGCAGGAUAUAGUCCUCAGCCCGGAGCUCCUCAGCCUGGCCCACCACAGCAGCAACAGCAGCAGUUUCAGAACUACGCCCCUCCCUCCACCCAGGCUCCUACCCCCGGCCCAGCCCCACCUCCAGCCCCAGCCCCGGGCUUCCAAGGUGGCCAGCAACCACCCCAUCCAUCUCAGGGAGCCCAGCAAUAUCCACCAGGAGCCUUCCCUCCCCAAAACUAUACCUCCCAGGCCUCCCAGCCUGCUAACUACAGCCUGCCACCCAACUCCCAAGCCGGCUCAGCAGGGUACCAACCCCGCCAGGGGUACAACGUACCUCCAGGCAGCACCCCUCCACCGGGAGCUGCUAACCCAUACGCCCGCAACCGCCCCCCCUAUGGCCAGGGCUACACUCAGCCUGGCCCUGGGUACCGGUAAAAGGGGACAGAUGAUGCUAAUGAUCCUCACACACGCCCCCUUAACCCCUACCUUCUGUGUGUGGCUCCAGCUGUUUGGAGUGUGUGCAGGAAACAUUGUUUUACUGCUCUACAUUCCCCUCUCCGGCAAAUAUCAAUUCCAAAUAUGAAACAAGCAAGCCCCCCCACCUUCCCUGGUCUGAUGGUCGGUGUUUGUAUGCUGUCUCUUCACACACCUCUGUGUCCAGACCUCUGCUCUAUGUUUCAUGAUUAUUUUUACCGAUCAUUGUAACCAUGUAACCAGUCUGUCUGCACACACCUGCGAGACCAAAACAGGCUGUUGCACAAACUGUGAAUAGUUCUUUUCAUAUGGUAAUUCUUUGUUUUGCAAGUGAGAUCAGCACCCACAUCCUCCAUUUGUGUCCGUGGCAACCGUCUCAACUGUCUGUGUUGGGUUUUCUGUGUGUAGUUGCAUUAACAAGACACUAUCUAAAUGAAAAGUUACCCCUUUGUCACUUUGUUUUUUUCUUGAGUUGAUCAAUUUUACCACCAUGUCGGUAUUAAUAAUGUCAGUGAAACUGCCCCGUGUUGGGAACACUAGCUAAAUGAUGCCUUGCGGGAGGUGUAGAUCCCAGUGUGAUGAAGGAGGCUUCUUUUGUUCAGCAUAUUUUAUCUCCUCCAAUAAAAGCUUGUUAUUCCUCCUUUCUCUGCUCACUGGUUUUUACUAAUAUAUCAAAUUCCACCUUCAAAUGAGAUUAGUUGUUUAUGUAUAAACUGUAACAUUUUUUUCUUGAACCUAAUAAAUGAUUGAGACCCA
Molecule: messenger RNA, 2237 nt
Organism: Solea senegalensis (Senegalese sole)
Lineage: Eukaryota; Metazoa; Chordata; Actinopteri; Pleuronectiformes; Soleidae
Gene: tfg
Product: trafficking from ER to golgi regulator
Exons: 8
Coding region: 204-1442 (412 amino acids)
Biological process (GO): COPII vesicle coat assembly; endoplasmic reticulum to Golgi vesicle-mediated transport
Cellular component (GO): endoplasmic reticulum exit site
Molecular function (GO): identical protein binding
Source: RefSeq, a predicted model, not a curated record